Molecule: messenger RNA, 2390 nt
Organism: Panicum hallii
Lineage: Eukaryota; Viridiplantae; Streptophyta; Magnoliopsida; Poales; Poaceae
Product: ankyrin repeat protein SKIP35-like
Exons: 4
Coding region: 418-2199 (593 amino acids)
Source: RefSeq, a predicted model, not a curated record
UCCACCCGCCCCCAGUCCAAUAGAGAGCGCUUCUUCUUCUUCCUGUCGUCAGAUGCAAAAUCGCCAGUACCAAACCUCCAAGCGCCGCUCCGGCCGCCUAUUGCCAUGGGGAAGGAAGAGAUUGGGGUCUUUGCUCCGCCAGGUGCCCCACCAUGCUGUAUGGGGAGCUCCGCCUCUGCAAACAAAUACUAAAAGUAUACUGUCUCCAUCUCCUUCUGCCUUUUGCUUUCAUGUUUGAUCCCCUUCUCCUUCAUAUUUUUCCUCGCUAUACUCUCGCCUGGUCUUCGAUCUCGCCAAGUUCUAGAUCGGCGCCGUUUUGGUCGCGGAGGCGUGAUCUUUCUUGUUGAUUAGGGUUCUUUGCGUUCCCUAUGGUCGGAGGUUCGCCUAAUUUAGCUGGCAAUAGAAUUGCGUUAGUGAAUGAAUUGCAAGUUUGGAUCUUUCUUGCAUCAAAUGGUUGAGCAAGGCAAAUCACGAGGCCCUCCGGCGAAGGCGAAGAAAUCGCUGCUUGUGGAGGUUGACAAGAUUGGCCAGGCGGGCGGGGUUGUGUUUGCAAGAGAAUCACCACUGGCGCCCAAGAACGACCAAGGAUGCAGCGUCAGCUAUAGUCAUGGGGAUGAUGAAACCCAGGAAUUAGGUGGGGGUGUGCAAAAUGGGUGGGUCGACUUUGGGCAUUCCCUGCAGCUGCUGCUGUUCUCACGGCAGUGGGGCCUCGCUGAGAGUCUUGUUGCUCUAGCAGAUCAGCAGUCGCUGCUGGAUUAUGGCCUGUCAGUUGCCCUUGACGCCAUAUGGUUCUUGCGGAUGAAGCAGGAUCUUGAGGGGCUCAAUGGUCUGAUAGCGAAGAUUGUGGCCUCGGGAGCAAAGGAUUUUGCAAGAGCAAUCCUCAGAACGUCACUACUUGCAUCUUGUGUUGCAGCUUGCCAAAGCAAGGCUAUCUCUGUGGGUGAUAGCAUGGAGAUCGUCGCCGACAGAUUGCAUGACCGUCUGCGGGAUUGUCCUGGUGCCGACCAUCUGAAAGUUGAGGCAGGUGCCAAAGUGCAGAAGUUUAUGGAAUGGGCUUUGCAGUGUAUUCAUAUGCAUCAUUGUUCUGAAGAGACACAAAGGUACAGAUGGAACUGCAACACUCUCCGAGAGGUGCAGCUCCAUUUGUCAGCAUUUAGAGUCUUUUUGGACAUAGCUGGUGACAAUCUCAGUGGCAAGAUUUUCACCGAGGCAUUUGAUGCGGCCUGCUUCCCACUUACACUAUUCUCAAGUUUAUUUGAACCUGGAUGGUCUUCUGGGAGUUCAGCAGUCUCCAUUAAGGGUCUUUUAUCAUUGCUGGUGGAAGGAGGCGCUGACAAUGUAAAUCAGUGCUUCCUGGAAGCAGCACGCUUUGGAAGUACUGAGCUUGUACGUAUUCUGCUGGAGAUUGCAUAUCAGAACAGCUUGGCUGUGGACAUUGACCUGGCUCUAGUGUAUGCUUCUCAUUACUGCAAGUUGGACACAAUGGCAUGCUUGGUUGAUGAAGGGAAUGCAUCCUCUUUCCUUGGUCCUCUGAUAAAAGCUGCUGAGCGUGGGUGCUUGCAGGUCAUCCACUGGUUUGUCAAUCGAGGUGUUUCUGAGAUUGAGAUGUGCCUCGCCCUCACAACCGCUGCCUCCAGUGGCCAUUUCACGGUGGCAUCCUACCUACUUGAACAGAUCCCCCAGCAGAUCCUCGAAGCUCUCAGCACACAGAUCCUGAAAGCUGCUCAUGGCCAGGGCAGCGGAUCGCUCAACGGCGUUGCCUUCCUCCUGAGGUCCAACUUCCUAAGAGACGCUGCCGCAACAUAUGAGGCGGCAGACCUCAUCGCGAGGGGGGCCACCAACGGCGAGCCCCCCGACCUGGUCGCAUUCCUGAAAGAGCACUGGUCUCAGGAUGCCUUCGCCGAAGGGGUGAGCGCUGGCAAGGCGCAUUUCGUGAACGUCAUGAGGGUCCUCAGGAGAGGCGCGUCCCCUGUCUGCCUGGAUGCCCUCCCAUCGCAGAUGGUGCUCGGCAUUGCCUACCUGCCCCUGUACCGGGCGUGUGUGAGCGAGGCGGGCGGGCAGCUGCUGCCGCAGAGACUGAGGGGUGAGCUGGUGGAGGCGACGGGCCGACUCGGGGAGCAGGCUGGCGCGGAGAGCCAGGGGAAGGAUCUGGUGAUGGCUCUGGAGCGCCACAUGCCGUCCUUCUUGGUUGGAUCUUGAGAGGUUUACCAAGUGUAAAUAAGCUUAUUAAACAUUGUAUGGUCCUUAUUAAGUUGUGUAAGAGUGUACAAAACAGUGUGUAGCUGCCAAAAUCCCAGCCUUCCAGCGGACUGGUGGUAGCAAUAGUUUUGGUGCGUCACAGGCCUCAUGGUCAUGUACAAAGUGCUUUUGUAAGAAGAGAAGUUUGUCUA